AGUCACGUGGGUGUCAUGGCGGCCUCCGGCUCCUUAGCGCGGUGUGUGGUGUCUCCUGCAGGGAAGCACUCGGCUUCCGUCAUCUUCCUGCACGGAUCAGGUGACACAGGACCAGGAAUUAAAUCAUGGAUACGGGAAAUCUUGAAGAAGGAUUUCGCAUUUAGCCACGUAAAAGUCAUAUUCCCUACUGCUCCGGCCCGGCCCUACACACCUAUGAAGGGAGGCAUCUCCAAUGUUUGGUUCGAUAGGUAUAAGAUCUCCAUGGACAGCCCCGAACAUCUCGACUCCAUCAAUCCCAUGUGCCAAGUAUUAACCGAUCUCAUCAAAGAAGAAGUGGCAUCUGGGAUUGCCAAAAACAGAAUAUUGCUGGGAGGAUUUUCAAUGGGUGGCGCUAUGGCAAUGCAUUUGGCUUAUCGAUACCAUAGAGAUGUCGCGGGAGUGUUUGCUCUCUCAAGCUUUCUCAAUGAAAACUCAGUCGUGUUUAAGGAACUUGAAGCAUCUCAGCAGAGCCUACCAGAAUUAUUUCAGUGCCACGGACAGGCCGAUGAGUUAGUCUUUCACCAGUGGGGAGAGAAGACUUGCACACGGAUGAAAGGUCUUGGCGUGACUUCAUCUUUCCACAGUUUCCCGAAUCUUUUACAUGAACUCAGCCUACAAGAAUUAGAACAGUUACGGUCUUGGAUAUUAAAGAAAUUGCCCGAGGUCACAGCAAACGUGCUGUAAACCCGAAGAAGAAAUGUAAUAAAUGGUUGUGAGCAGAGAGAAAUUUGUAUUUUGGUCCAGAGUCUCGUUUUCACAUUCUGCGUCUCUUCAUUAUAAUUUUUUUUUAACCCUGUCUUGGUUUAGUUUGAACCUUUGCCAUGUUCCGGCUACAAGGUUGUUUGUGUUACUAUGUAGGCAGCAUGGUGGUUCAGCGGUUAGUAUUGUUGCCCUGCAUCACUGGGUUCUCCAGUUUGAAUCCAGCCGAGGACAAAAGGACAACAUCUGCAUGAAGUUUGUAUGUUCUCCUAGUAGGUUUCUUCUGGGUUCUCCACUUUCCUCCCAUACUACAAGACAUACUGAUGAAUAAAUGGCUUCCGUUGAAA
Bufo bufo (common toad) is the source of this 1085-nucleotide messenger RNA. RefSeq names its product lysophospholipase like 1 (gene LYPLAL1). NCBI's taxonomy places the organism in Eukaryota, Metazoa, Chordata, Amphibia, Anura, Bufonidae. Gene Ontology annotation, biological process: protein depalmitoylation. Gene Ontology annotation, molecular function: carboxylic ester hydrolase activity; palmitoyl-(protein) hydrolase activity. Gene Ontology annotation, cellular component: cytoplasm. The record is from RefSeq and is a predicted model, not a curated record. The transcript has 5 exons. Bases 16 to 723 code for a protein of 235 amino acids.